UGCGCACUAAAACAGAGCGAAAUUCAAAGGAUGUCCGUCAAAAUUUGGAAAACUCCAAACAAAUUUUAAAUGUAAUGUCCUACUAACGAAGAAAAUUUUGAGAAGAUGAGUUGGGCAGCAGAGGAAUGGAAGUCGGACCUGUCGCACCAGGCGUUGCAGAAGGUGGAGCAGUUGGAAGGCCAGAUAACACGACUGAAGAAGGAUGUAGAGAUGAAACAGUUCAAGAUGGACAGCAUGGAACAAGUAAUACAGAAGGAAAAAAGAAAAGCUGAAGAUGAGAGGUCACAGAUGUCCGCCCUCAAAAGAGAGUCACAGAGUUUGUCAGAGGCUUGUGAAGAGGUGGAACAAAAACGCCAGAAACUGGCCACAGAUUUACAUACCAAGGAAACACAUAUUGGUACCCUAAAUGGACAGAUUGCUCAUCUGAAGAAGGUUCUUGAACAAGAAAAUAGCAAGGUUUCCCAUUUGCAGACCAGUAUUGAAAAGCUUGAGAUGGAUCAGAUUGGUAAGGGAGAUAAAUACGAAAAACUUCUUGCUGAACAUGAAAAGCUGAAACAAAUGAGUCAGCAUCAGAGCAAAGACAGUUCAGCCCUGAGAAAUGAGUGUAAUACACUCAAGCAUAAAUCUUCAGACAUGGAAAAUCAGCUGCAUGCUCUUCAGGCUGAGAAUGAAGAGUUAAAAUCAAAGCUUAAAGAUAAGGGGUCAGUGAAGGAAUCAGAGUUCAAAAAUGUACAAGAGCAGCUUAAAUUAGAGAAAGAAAAUAUGAAAAUACUAGAAAAGAAGCUAUCUACUGAGAUCAAAAGCCUUAAAGAUUUAUUAGACAAGAAAGAACAUGAAAUGGACAAAAUUAAGACAGAGGCCAAAACAAAAGAGGAGAAACUUGUUAAUAUGUUGAAAGCCUUAACAAAUGAAAUUCAGAAUUUGAAAGAUAGCACUGGUCGUAAAUUGUCACAAGAUACCCAGGCCAAGGCUAAACUUGACAUGGAAAUAGGUGAAUUAAAAAAUAAUCUGACAGCAAAAGAUCAGGAAAAUGAAAAAUUGAACAAAGAUUUGAAAUUUUUGAGAGACUCCUUGACGAACGCUCAAACAUUGAGUGAAUCUCUGAAAUGUGAUUUGAAAAAUAAAGAGGCAUCACUUAGUCAGCAGAAAGCUAGUGUGGAUCUUCUUCAGAAAGAUCUUGAUAAACAAGUAAGAGAGCUGACAGAUAAGAAUGAUGGACUAGAGCAAAAGAUUAAAAGUAUAAUGUCAGAGCUUGAUAAUGUGAAAGAUUCCAGAAAGAAUUUCCAGACAAGUGUUGAAAAUAAAGAAAGACAAAUUCAAGACAUUCAGUCAGAAUUGAAAAAUCUUGAAAAUGAAAAGGACACAUUAGAAAAGAAAGUAAUUGGUCUAGAAAAAACAAAGUGUACUCUUGCAUCUACUCUUGGACAACUUAAGCAGGAAACUGAGAAGCAAAUGAAUAUGAAUUGCUCAUUCAAGCAGGAGAUACAGGAAUUGAAAAAUAUUGUGGAUGGAAAAGAAAGAGAAUUGUCUCAGGUGCAGACUGAACUAUCACACAAAGGAGACACGCUUGAGGAAAGUCAAAACAAACUAGACCGUGCUACAAAUGAAUUGCAACAAUCUCAACAAACAGUGAUAAAUUUAAAAACUGAAAUGGAAGCCACCCAACUUCAGUUACAGGAAGAAAAAAAUAAGAUUGAAAAUGAAAUAUGUAAGUAUGAGGCUAACAUUAAAUCCUUUAAAGCAGAAAUAGAGAAAUUGAGUAGUGAGAAGUCAUGCCUGAGUGAUGAUCUUGAAAAGAAAAGUGCUUGUUUACAAGAGAGUCAUAAUGAGAUUGAAUUGUUGCAAGUAUCAAAGACAGAAUUAGAGAAACAAAUGAAAAGCUCAGAAAGUGAAAAGAUGGAUUUAAACCUCAAAUUUGAAAAGGCUAUUGGUGAACUUGGCGAAAGUAAGGAACAAGUGUUUAAACUAGAGAAGGCACUAGAUGAAACCAAAUUUUCUUUGGAAAGUGCUGAAAGCAAGGUCACACAAACUGAACUAAAACUUAAUGAAUGUGAAUUGGCAAAGAAUAAAUUAUCAGAACAGUUGAAUGCAGUGCACAAAGAGAAGGAAAGCUUGGAAAUUCAGAAUAAAGGACACCUUGAAAAUUUUGAUGUCCUUAAACAUGAGCUUGAAGUAAGCCAGCAACAAAAUGCAAUUGAUCAGAGCAAAAUAGUUGAAUUAAAUCAAGCAAUAAGUACCUUAAAAGAUGAGCUUUGUGCAAGAGAUUUAAGUGAAAAAGAGCUUUCAGCAAAACUUUUGUCUGAAACAGAGUCAUUAAGUAGUGAAUUAGCAGAGAAAAAUAGCAUUAUUGAUCAGGUAAGAUCAGAAAACAGCUCUCAUGUAGAGAAACUUGAACAGAUAUCAGAGACAGUUAGGUCUUUAGAAUUAUCAAAAACAGAUCUUGAAGUACAAGUAAAAGAUUAUGAAGCAAAAUAUGAAGAAGCUGCUUUAAGAAUAGCAACAUUGACAAAUUUAGAAGAGCAGCUUACUGCAAAGGGUCUUGAACAUGCCAAAGAAAUAGCUGAAUUGAAAGACUCCUUAAAUGAAAAAGAGACAUUAAAUUCUGGUAUGACAGCACAACUAAGACAGCUAGAAGAAGAUCUUAAAUCAGAAUGUGAUGGUAAAGAUGAGGAAAUUCUGGUUUUAAAGAAAGAAAUUGAUAGAUCAAAGAAUGAACUUGAAAAUCUUUUAAAACAGAAUGAAGAGUCCUUAGAUAAAUUUAGAGAUCUUGAAGAAAAGUGUUCCAGACAAGAUAAAGACAUAGAAAAUGCAAAUUUCUCUUUAGAACAGAUGAAGCAAGAAAAUGAUAAGCUAAGCAUGAAACUGAUAGAUCUUGAACAUCAAAAUUCUGAAAUGAAGGAUGCUCUCAGCAUCAAAGAGUGCGAGUUUAAUCAGAUGAACUCUGAAGCUAAAACAAAAAUUGAUGAGCUUGAACUGCAUGUUGCUGAUAAAGAAUCAAAAAUUGAAUUGCUUGCAAAAGAAAUAGAAUGCAAGUCAGAAAGUUUAGAGACAAAAACUUUGAUGUUAGACAAGGUCUCAGUAGAAAAAGAGGAGUUGUUGUCUAAACUUAAUUCAUCUGAAAGAAAAUUAGAUGAAUUUGAUUUUACCAUACAGGAUUACAGGCAGAAAGAAGAAAAAUUGAAUUCUGAAAUUGCAAGAUUGAACAACGAAUUGGUUAGUCUAAAAGAUCAAUUAGUGGAUCAGGAAAUGGACCAGUCAGUUAACUCUGCAAAUCUAAACCAAAAAAUCCAAAGUUUACAGAGUAAUAUUGAGGGUACAGAACAAAAACUAAGAACUGCUGAAGAUGAACUGCAGCGGAAAUCGGAAGAAAUGAAUGCAAAAUCAGAAGAGUUUGACAAUAUAAGUGAUAUAAAAAAUGAACUUGAGUCAAAAGUCUUUAGUUUAGAGAAGGAAAUUGAAAGUCUCACUUUUUCAUUAGAGGAGUCAAAACUUAUGGAAGAAAAACAAGACAAAAGUUUGCAGGAACUUAGUGAAAUGAUAAAGACUUUAAAAGAUGAAGUUGAUGAACAUAAAAGUGAGAUUGCUGAAAAGGAAGCAAUGAUUAAUAACCUUACAAAGGAGAUUGAACAACUUCAGGAUAAUGUAGAUGAGCUGAGGACUUCAGAUCAACAGCAGCUGAAUACUAUUGGGGACCAAAAUAGUGAAAUACAAGCUUUGAAAGAUAAGAUAAAGGAAAAAGAAUUGCAUGAUUCUGCUAAUAGUGCAAAGCUUAGUCAAGAAUUAGACGAGUUUAAAAGUAAAUCAGAUGUUUUAGAAAAAGAAAAAAUGACUUUAGAGAAAUUAAAUGACAAUCUGAAUAGUCAAUUUGAAAAAGCAAAUGAAACUUUAGAAAAGGUUAAUUGUGAGAAAGAAGACUUAUUUGUGCUUUCACAGCAACAAGAAAAAAAUUUGGAAGAACUUAAAUUUGCCCUUCAAGAAUUAAAAAGGGUUGAAGAAAAGCAAAUUUCGGAACUUGAACAGUUAAAAAAUGACAUGAAAUGUUUGAAGGAUGAACUAAGUGACUGUACUAUGGAGUCAUCAGUGAAACUAGCUACACUUAAUCAAGAGUUAAAUGAGAUGAAAAACAUUAUGUCAGGAAAGGAUUGUGAACUGGAAAGUUUAAGAAAUGAAGUAGCACUUAAAGAAAAGGAUAUUGAACAGUUAUCUCAAACAAAGAAGAACUUAUCUGAUGAAAAAUCAGAAUUAGAGUCUAUGCUUUUUGUUGAAAAGACUAAAGUAGAAGAAUUUGAACAUACUUUAUGUGAAAUGAAAACAGCUGAGGUUAAAUAUCAGGAGCGAAUAUCAGAGCUUCAACAUGAAAUUGAAAAACUCCAAGAUGAUCUGAGUGAUCAGGCUAUGGAAGAUUCUGUAAAUAAUGCAAACUUAAAACAGCAAAUGUCUGAACAACAAAAUGUCGUUGAUGGACAAGAAAGUGAAAUGAAACAAUUAAGAUUGGAAUUAGAACAUAAAUCAGAAAGAAUAGAUGAAGUUGAAAACAAAAACAUUAAACUUGCACAAGAGUUAGCAGUUGCAAAUGAAAAAUUUGUAAGUAUGUCUGAAGAAUUUACACAAACAUCAUUUGCUUUGAAAGAAUCAAAGCUGGCUUUGGAUCAUCAUGAGAAAACUGUACUUGAACUAAAUACUAUUCAACAGUCCCUGAAAGAUGAAUUGAAUAAGUCAGAAAUUCAAUAUACAGCAAUGAAGGUUGAACUUGAGCAAGAAAACACUCAACUGAAAAACAUAAUUGAUGCAAAAAGUGAAGAAAAUGUGAAAUUAAAUGAUGAAUUGUCUCAUAUUAAAGAGAGCUAUGAAAAGACUGAAAAAUCUUUAGAUUUGAUCCGUGAAGAAAAAGAACAAUUAAAGCUAGUUGAAAUGGAGUUAAAGCAACAGGUAGAAGAAUUAGAGUUUGCAGUAUCUGAAGGUAAAAAGGAAAUUACUGAAAAGUCAGACAACCUAACCAUUUUGCAAACAGAAAUACAAUCCCUGAAAGAUGAACUCAGUGAUCAGUCUGUAGAAGAAGCUGUGAAUAAGGCAAAUACCGAUCAGGAAUUAGACCAUUUAAAGAAUACUGUAGAAAAUAAAGAUACAGAAAUAAGUGAAUUGAAUUGUGAACAAUUGAAACUUAAGGAUGAGUUAGAAAGAAAAACAAAUCAACAUGAAGAAGCUGAAAAUAUGAACAAAGAACAACAGUCUAUGAUAUUUAAGUUCCAACAUGAAAUCAAAGAGUUGGAAAAUACAGUUGUGGAAAAAGAUCAAAGGUUUGAGUCAUUGAGUAAGGAGUUGGAACAUGCAAAUGAAAAAUUGGAAACCACUGAUAAGCAUAUAACAGAGGUAACUAAGGAGAAAACUAACAUUGAAUCUUCACUGCACAGUUUAAAAACAGAAUUUGAAGCAUUAUCUACCACAAACUUGGAAUUAUUGAAUGAAAAUGAAAUCAUGGGCAAGAAAAUGAAGUCUCUCGAAUCUGAAAAUAUACAACUGAAAGAUGAUCAGAGUGAACACAGUAUUCAAAUAUCCGUAGAUAUUGCCAAGAUGAAACAGCAAAAUGAGGAAUAUAGAAACAUCAUUGAAGGUAGAGAUAAUGAAAUCAAAGGUCUCAUUGAUGAGAGAGAUCAUUUAAGGGAAGAUCUACAGAAUAAAGACAGUGCAUUAGAGAAAACAAGCUUUGAGAAAGUAGAAUUUGAGAAGCAAUAUUUGUCAGGGAAGAAUGAAAUUGAGGUUUUAAAAUGCUCUUUGGAAGAUAACCUGGCAUUAAAAGAGAGAUCUGAUUUAAGAGUAACAGAGUUAGAAUCUGAGAGGGCAGCUCUUAAAGAUGAAUUAUGUAGUCUGCAGUCAAGUGAAAAGUCUUUAACAGCAAAAAUUAAUAUGGAGAAAGAGGAAACAAAAAAUAUACUUGAUGGACAAAAGGAAGAAAUAGAAAACCUCAAAUCUGCUUUAGACAGAGAGAAACACCUGUCAGAUACAUAUCAGGGAAAAAUUACUCAAGCAGAACAAUUGCAUAAUGAGCUUGAAGAAAAACUGACAAAAUUGACAUCAGAUUAUGAUGAAAGUAAAUUAAAGGCACAAGAAUUUGAGGAAAAGGCCAAUGUGUAUCUGGAACAAUUGAGGAACACGCAGUCAGAAUUGAAUAGUCUUAAAGACAAGCUCAAGGAUCAAAAUGAGACUUUAGCGAGUGAAUUAGCAACACUGGAAUUGAAUAUCAUAGAAAUGUCCAAUGAAGCAGAGGGCAACAAAAGAAAAUCUGAAGAACUCGAAAUGGAGUUGUCUCAUAAAGUAAAUGAGAUUGAAAUACUGCAAACAAAACUUGACAAUGUGGAAAAAGAGUUAAAUGCAGUAGAAAGUGACAGGCUUGACAUAGCUGAUAAUUUUGAAGCUCAUAAGUUACAUACAGAACAAGUUGUUAGUGAGAGAAGUAAUGAGGUAAAGUUGCUUGAGGAGAAAAUACAGACAUUGAGUCAGACCAAUGAGAAACUAGGAAAGGAAGUUUCAAAUAUUAAUGACAUGCUAAAUAAAAAAUCAUUUCAACUACAAGUUAGCCAGGAAGACUGUGAAGAACUCCAAGAGCAGGCUCAGCAGACAGACAAAAGGGUUGAAAAGUUCGAAAAAGAAAAUGCUAACCUGGAAAAAUCAGUUGCUAAUUUAACAGAUAGAUUAACCUCAAUUGAUUUGGAAAAAACAAAUCUUGUGAGACUUGUUGAAGAGAAACAGAACAUUGUUGAUGGUAAAGCAGAGGAACUUCAGAAUGUAAAACAAGAAAUGGAACAUUUAGAAGAGACUUUGACAAAAUACCGCACAACGCUUGAGAGAAUUGAAGACCAGAUGAUUGAAAGUAAGACUGAAAUAACUCAGCUGCAGCAGAGCCAGGAUACAAAUCACUUCACACUCGAAGAAGAUAAAAGAUUGUUAAAUGAAGAAAAGAUAAAGCUUGAAGAAAUAAUCAAUGAAAAACAGGGAAAAUUGGAUGAAUAUGAGUCAUUAAUAGAGGAGUAUAAAUCAUCACUGGAAAAUGCAAAGUGUAAGGUGCAGUGCAUUCAAGAAGAAGUUGAAAGGGUCAAUGAAGAGAAUUCAACAGCUUUGAAUAAAAUUAAUCAUCUUGAAGAAGAGAAUAAGUCCUACAGUAGCAAACUUGAUAAAAUGAACAGCAUUAUGUCAAACAGUCAAUCUGAACAACUAUCCUCUCAGACAAGACUAGACGAAACAAGCUUUCAGCUGAAAGAAGCUUUAGCAACUUUAACAGAGAAAGAUGAAAAAAUCAGUAUGCUAGAUAAUAGCAUAAGUAAACAUGUUGGUCUUAUUGAAAACUGGGAGUUGAAAUACAGUGCCAUAGAAACAGAAUUAGUAAAGAAACAGGAAGAAAUAGCUGCCAUGAAACAUAGCUUAUCUGUAAGUCAAUGUCAGGAAAAAGAGCAGCAAGAACACAUUGCGAGACUUAACAAUGAAAUAGUAAGUUUGAAGGAUUCCUCAAAUCAGGCUCUAGUUGAUACUGAAGUGAAUUAUGCACUAUUAACGACACAAGUCAAAGAACUAUCAAAUUGUACACAGGCGCAAAAGACAGAAAUAAAUGAGUUAGAAAACGAAAUCACAAGCCUCAAAAACAAUCUGUUAGAAACACAAGAAUGUAAGGAAAAUAUUGAGAAAGUUUUAGAAGAAAAAGAUUUGAAAAUAACAGAAAAUGAGCAGGAAAUAAGAGAGCUGAAGUUCUCUUUGAAUCAGUUGAAAUUAGAGGCUGAUGAGUUAAUGGAAAAAUUGUCAUCAAGAGCCUCAGAGCUUGAAGAAUUGAAAGAAAAAAGUCAUAAAAGUGAUACAGAUUUAAGUGAGACACAAGCAAAAAUAAAUAUAGAGCUUACACACUUAAAGAACACUCUAGCAGGUAAAGAUAAUGAAUUAGAAAGUCUACAAAUACAACUUGAAGCAGCCAAUGAAAAAUUAGCUUCAUUGCAGGAGACAAAUGAAAAUGUUUCAAAAAAGCUAUUUGAUAGGGAUAAUGAGUUUAUUUAUUUACGAGACCAGAGUGCAUCAGACAAAUCAACAUUAGAGAACAAGGUCAAAUCCCUUGAGCAUGAAAUUGAAUUGCUGGAAGACACUUUGCAAAAUACAGAAAAAGUGCAGAAAAAACUCUUGAGUGAAAAAGAGGAGUUUGAAAACAAAGUUGAAACUCUAGAAUCGACCACUUGUAAUUUGAAGCACGAGUUAGAGGAUGCAUUAAAUGAAAGAAACAAAAUUUUCUCACAAUUGAAUGACUUGGAAGAUGAAAAAUCUGAAUCAACAUUGAAAUUAGAUGGUAUUGAACAGGAGCUAAGAAUCUUAAGAUCUGAGAAAGAACAGUAUGAGAGAAAAAUUGUAGAACGUGAACAAGAACUGCAAUCCACUCAGGUAUUUUCUCAAAACUUACAGAGUCAGCUAGACCAAGUAGAUGGUGAUUACAAAAGUCAACAAGAAAAAAUAUAUGAGUUAUCUCAGGCAAAACUUGAACUAGAGGAUAGCCUUCAACAAGCAAAACUAGAAAUAGAAAAGUUAAAAUUGGAGUCAAGAGAUGAAAAAUCAGUGCAAAGAAAUCAGCUUGAAGAAGCUUUGGAGAAAAACAAUGAAUAUCAAGAAAAUAUUUAUAGACUGCAAGAUACAAUAAAAAAUAGAGAAAGUGAUAUUGCUUGUCUGCAGCAGGAAAAGCAAGAUAUUGAAAAGGACUUGAAAUCUGUGACAUUUGAGCUUGAUAACUGCAAGAAGAAAAUAGACAUUAUCGACGGUCAGAUAUAUGACUUCAAUAAUACAAUUGCUGAAAAGAAUGAGAGAAUAUCAGACUUUGAGCAGAAAAUAGAAUCUUUGUCGGAAGAGGUUGCAAAAGAAAGUAGGCUAAAGGAUAAGAAAGAUGAAGAAAACAAUAAAAUUACCCGUGAAUUAGAAGACAUAAAGUCUUGCAUCAGUGAUUUAGAAGACCAGUUGGUGAAUGAAAACAAAGAACAACAUGAUCUGAAGGAAAGAAUUGAUAAUCUACAAUUAGAAAUCACUAGAAUGGAAAAGGAGAGUUUAGAAAGAGAACAGACCAUAAAAUCUCUACAAACUUUGAAGGAUGAAAAUGUUGAAAAAAUCAAGUGUUUAGAAGAGGAAUUAUCAAUAGAAUUAAAAUUUUCUACAGAUAUUGUGAACAAACUAGAGAAGGAGUCUGCAAACUUCCAAGUGGAAUCUUCACAGAGAAGUAAUGAGACUGAUAUGCUUUCUGCUGAUCUUAUAGAAGCUAAAGAACAAAUCAAAUUAUUAUGUGGCGAAAAAGAGGACAUGUCAUCCAGAUUAACAUGUUAUGAAGAAAAGUGUGGUUUGUUGAAUGAAAAAUGUACUUCAUUUGAAUCAGAGGUUGAGAACCUGAAGUUAAGUGCAUCAGUGAUGCAAGAGGAGUUAAAUGAGAGUGAGAAGAAGAGUAAGGAUCAGUUGAAUGAAAUAUGUAGACUUCAGUCAAACAUUGAUAAACUUGAAAACGAGUUGAGGUCUUUAGAAAGUGAAAAGGAAGAGCUUGAAGGAGUGAUUGAAUAUACCAGUUUUGAGACUGCAAUUAAAGAGGAUGAAGUUGCUACUCUUAGAACUGAUCUUAAGGAAUCUGAGGGAAAGAACAAAGAACUACAGGAAUCUCUCAGUAUGGCACAGAAAGAAUACAACUCAACUAUUGAAAAAAUGAAAGAAUUGGAAGAUAUUCUUACAAAGCUACAAUCUGAAAACAGUGAUUUGAAAAUUGAGUUAGAAGAGAAAGAGACUCUAAAAAAAGAAAGUUCAAUAGAAGGUGAUGAGAUGCAAAAGAAAUUAAGAUCUCUAGAGAGUGAUAUUGAAACAUUAAAAGAUGCAAUGGAGUCCUUAGAAUUUGAAAAUUAUAGUUUACAAACUGAAAAAGAGACAUUUGAAAAGACAGUAAGGCAGUUAGAAACUGAAAAAUCUGAAAAGAAUAGUGAAAAUGAAGUGUUGAAACAAUCUUUGUAUAAGAUGGAGGAAAAGAUAGAAGAAAUGAAUUCCAAACACACAAUGGCACUAGAGUUAGUGAAUGAAGAAACUGCAAUUCAAGAAUUAGAAGUACUCCUUGCAGACAAAGACAAGGAAAUUCCUCAACUUGAGGAAAAACAUCAAGCAAGAAACAACGAAUGUGAGGGUCUAGAAAAGAGGAUUAGCCAACUUAGCAUGGAAGCUGAAAAAUUAAAAGAGAUAAAUGUUGACCUUGUCAACACUCAGAAUGAACAAAUGAAAGAGCUUGCCAGUGUCUGGGUCGAAAGAGAUAGCUUGCAGAUAGAACUCAUUAAGCAAGGAAAGCACCAAUCAGCACUAGAUUUGGUUGUUAAGAAACUAAAACGAGAAAGAACUGACCUUCAAGACAAACUCCUUGUUAUGGAAAAUGAACAGGCGGAAAGAGAUGCUACGAUAGAGAAGCUACAAUCAGAUCUUAGUUCACUGUCGAAAGAAAAAGAUGAGGUUGAUAAACUCAGGUCGGAGAAUGAAGCAUUGAAGUUGAGCAAGUCUCGGGUGAAACAGUUACAGGAGGAGAUGGGUGAGUUGAAGAAGCAACUGGAAGGUCAGGUGAAGUCUGGUGACAAUGACCAGUGUAAAGAAGAGUAUGAAAAGACUCUAGAGAAAUGGCAAAGUCGGUGUUCCAAGCUGAACUGUCAAUUAUUACAAGAGAAGAAAAACAUCACAAAGUACCAGGAACAACUUAAGAUUGUCAAAGCUGAAAUAGAGCUAAAGGUAUCUGAGAAGACAGAGAAUUUAGUGAGUGAGCUGAAGUCUGCUAAGGAAGAGGCUAAUGAGUAUUUAUGUAAAUACCACACCCUCACUAAACGCUACACACUUCUAGAGGAGCAAAAUAGGAAACAGAUGAACACUGCAGGUUCCGGACCAGUUAAAGGCAGUGGUACGCAGGGUAAUUUUGAUAAGAUGGAUACAGCGGUGAAGCAGGAGCCUGGUGAGACAUUUACCAGUGAACAGACAGAUAGAUCACAGCUUACAGAUACUGGCCCCAUAGCUAAAAGGCUAAGGCACUCUGAUCAGGGUAUACAAGAUACUGUGACGAAGCUUAUUGAGGAGGAGGAAAAAACACCACGGAGGAAAAGUCCCCGAUCCCUCUCGCGUUCAAAGUCAAAAUCUGACGCUUCAUCUGCCUCCAAAACAACUCCUGUGACAAAAUCGGCCAGUGCUGCCACACCCAGUCCCAGAACAACUGAUAACCACUCGAACAUUUCAGAUAACCAGUCCAAUAAAAGUGCAAUAGUUAAUAAACCAGUCUCAAACACAUUAAGUACACAGUCUGAAAAAUCUGUAUCACUGACUCAUAAGAGACCAAAAGGGCUCCGACCAACAAGAAAUCAAACAACUGGUCAGACGGCAGUGUCUACUGUGACAGUACAUUGUGAUUCAAGUGAUAAAGACAACAGUGUUUCAAAGUCACUGUUAAAGAAGUCGGACAGUAUCAAUGAUUCUGGGAAGGAAACAAGCAUGCUCUCCAUGAGUACCCUCGGUCAUCUUACAGCGAAAGAAGGUCCAUCAAAACUGAAUGAAACUUCCCAGUCAAUACUUAAGAAAAAUCCCCUGGGAACGAUUACCAAUAGUCCUGUGAAGAAACAGCAGUCCACCAGUGAUAGUUCAUCAAGUAAAAUUGCCGGUCCCCAGCGUGUACUUAGUUUGAAGAAAUCGCCCUUCAUGAUGAGAACCAGACGAAAGGCUGAACAGCAGGAACAGAACUCAUUGACGGAGCAAGAAGAAAGUCCAGCUGAGUGUAAAACGUCAUAAUAUGAACAUUGCAUAUUGUUGUACAUAUAUUUUAAUAUGUUGAAAUGAAAACAAGUUUUUUUAUCCAAUCAUUGGAUUCUUAUGACAUAGUUAUAGUUAAGUAUCGUUUUUCUAUUGUUGUUUUUCUAUAUCUUAAUUUUUUUGUGUAGUGAAAUCAAUGUUAAACUGUAACAGAAAAAUAUAAAUAAUAAUUUUUGCAUCUGUUUUACCCUCUAGGUGAGUAAU
Molecule: messenger RNA, 12021 nt
Organism: Ruditapes philippinarum (Manila clam)
Lineage: Eukaryota; Metazoa; Mollusca; Bivalvia; Venerida; Veneridae
Product: centromere protein F-like
Exons: 13
Coding region: 106-11796 (3896 amino acids)
Source: RefSeq, a predicted model, not a curated record